UAAUUUUAAUAUUUAGUAUUUAUUUAUGCGGUUUGUUUCUAGUUACAUCCUGCAUAGUGGAAUUUUUAGUUACAAUUUGAGUUAGUGAAUUCAGAAAUCAAUCCAAUCAAAAUGUCGUAAUAUCCAAUAAAACUGUCAUAAAACAUACAUUGAAAUCGAUUAUCUACACUGACGGUAAUCUUUGUUUACAGCUAUUCCAGAUGACAGAAUAACCACUAAAAUGGAAAAAAGAAUACGCAACGAUUUUGGUCAACACUCCAAUUGGAUGAGUUUUGAUACACUGCAAUAUAUCUUCCCAAACAAUGUAUCAUUUUGUCCAGGAAAUACUAGUUUGUGGGAAGUCUGGGAAGAUCACGGUGUCUCUCAAUGUUUCAUGGAGACCAUAACUAAUAGUGUUCUGUUCAUUUUUCUCUUUCUUGCUGGUACUAUUCAGCUGUGUAUGUAUAGAAAGUAUGGUUCAGAAGUAUCACCUAUUCAGCUCGGAAAGUCAAAGUUAUACUGUUUACAGAUAUUUGUUAUUUUGAUUAUACCAAUAUUAGAAGUUUCUCGCUUUAUAUUACAGUUAACUGUGCUGAAUGAUAAGAGCUUAUAUGGAUAUAUGGUGUUAUCUCUUGUGUUAACAUUGUUAGUAUUUCCUUAUUCUUUAUGGAUACUUAGAGUAGAGAGACAUUAUAUGUUACCUUCAGUACCUACAAGGGGCCAUGGUAUUGUGCUACUUCUUUUCUGGACCAUGGUAUUUGUAGCAGAAAAUUUAUCAUUCUUGAAUUUGGGAAAAGAAAGUUGGUGGUUUAAACUUACAACGGUAUCAGAUAAAAUUGAAAUGGCACUUUUUGUGAUACGAUACAUAUCAUGUUUGCUCAUGUUCCUACUUGGUCUAAAGGCUCCAGGUAUCACUCAAAAUAUGGAUUACUUUAACUUACAUGAUACGACAAGAAAUGUGAGAAUUCAACAGAACGACGAAAAUCGUUCGACAUGGAACAACCUGUGGAGGAAGUUCAGAACGCUGUCUCCGUUCCUGUGGCCUAAGAAUGAUUGCAGUCUGCAGUUGAGGGUGAUAUUUUGUUUCCUCUUGCUAGCAGGAGGGAGGGUGAUAAAUUUAUACGUACCUAUAUAUAAUAAACUCAUAGUUGAUAGCAUGACUCCCACAGACAAGGUAGAGGGUGAAGCCCUAAGAUUCCGAUGGGAUUGGAUAUUGUUAUAUGUACUCUUCAAAUUUUUACAAGGUGGUGGUACCGGUGGUAUGGGUUUGUUGAAUAAUUUGCGGUCUUUCCUUUGGAUCAGAAUAACACAGUACACAACCAGAGAAGUUGAGGUAGAACUAUUUAGGCAUCUGCAUAGUUUAUCAUUACGUUGGCAUCUCAAUAGAAAAACAGGAGAAGUACUUAGAGUAAUGGAUAGGGGUACUGAUAGUAUCAAUAAUCUCUUAAAUUACAUUCUCUUCUCAAUCUUUCCAACUAUUGUCGAUAUUAUAAUAGCGGUCAUAUUUUUUGUUACCGCCUUCAAUGCUUGGUUUGGACUGAUUGUGUUUACAACAAUGGUUCUCUAUAUCAUGUUAACUGUUGCAAUAACGGAAUGGCGUACAAAAUUCCAAAGAAGGAUGAAUCUGGCUGAUAAUGAAACUAGAGCCAGAAGUGUGGAUUCUUUAUUAAACUUUGAAACAGUCAAGUACUAUGGAGCUGAGCAUUAUGAAGUUGAAGCUUUCAGAGAUGCCAUAUUGAAAUAUCAGAAAGAGGAAUGGUUGUCUAGUAUCACCUUAAACAUAUUGAAUACAGUCCAGAACGUAAUUAUUUGUGGAGGCCUUUUAAUUGGUAGUUUGCUAUGUGUUCAUAUGGUUGUGGACACCCAUGAACUUACUGUUGGUGACUAUGUUCUUUUUGCUAGUUACAUUGUACAGUUGUACGUGCCACUGAAUUGGUUUGGAAGUUACUAUAGAGCUAUCCAGAAAAAUUUUGUAGAUAUGGAAAAUAUGUUUGAUUUACUCAAGGAGGAGCAAGAAGUCAUAGACGCGCCAGGUGCAGGACCUUUGGUAGUUAAAAAAGGCGUAGUUGAAUUCAACAAUGUAUCUUUUGGUUAUCAACCAGAGAAAUUAAUUCUCAAGAAUGUUACUUUUACUGUACCUGCUGGAAAGACUGUGGCAUUGGUUGGGCCUUCAGGAAGUGGUAAAAGUACUAUAAUCAGAUUACUAUUUAGGUUUUACGAUGUUGAAACUGGCAACAUACUUAUCGAUGGACAGAAUAUUAAGAUCGUCUCACAAGAAUCUCUUAGGAGGGUAAUUGGCGUGGUACCUCAAGAUACUGUACUUUUUAAUAAUACAAUAAAAUAUAAUAUCAAAUAUGGUAGGCUAACAGCCACUGAUGCAGAUGUUAUAGAAGCUGCAAGAGGUGCGGAUAUACAUGAUAAGAUUCUCACUUUUGUAGAUGCAUAUGAUACUCAGGUUGGAGAGAGGGGCUUACGGUUAAGUGGUGGAGAGAAACAAAGAGUAGCAAUUGCUCGAACUCUGCUUAAGGCGCCAUUAGUAGUAUUACUAGAUGAAGCUACAAGUGCUUUAGAUACACAAACUGAAAGAAACAUACAGGAUUCAUUGAACAAAAUGUGUGUUAACAGAACAACAAUAAUUGUAGCACAUAGAUUGUCUACUAUUAUACAUGCUGAUGAAAUAUUGGUGCUUCAAGAUGGUGAAAUUGUUGAAAGGGGAAGGCAUGAACAUCUGAUUGGUCAAGAUGGCAUAUAUGCUGCAAUGUGGAGACAACAGUUAGAUAAAGAUUCAAAUGCUAUAAACAGUCUAGAAAGUAGCGCUACACAUAGUUAAACCUUAAAUCUGUAUUAUAAAGUCUAAGCUCCCAAAGAGACCUCAAAACCAGUUAUUAUCUGAAUUUAGCAAAUUCUUUGUUUGGAUGAGAUCUCAGAAGAUUGAGGUACUGCAAUAAUCUAAUGAGUUUUACUGGUGGUGAUGAUUUUAACGUAUUGUUACUGUGUUCCCCGAACAUUAUAUUGAAUUCGUAUUUAUUCAAUGUAUUUUAAGUUUUUCCGACCAAAUAAAGUACGAAUUUAUUCUCA
Messenger RNA from Harmonia axyridis, 3057 nucleotides. RefSeq names its product ATP-binding cassette sub-family B member 6 (gene Hmt-1). The transcript has 15 exons. The coding region runs from base 221 to 2809 and encodes 862 amino acids. The record is from RefSeq and is a predicted model, not a curated record. Gene Ontology annotation, molecular function: heme binding; ABC-type heme transporter activity; ATP hydrolysis activity. Gene Ontology annotation, biological process: heme transport; transmembrane transport. Lineage: Eukaryota; Metazoa; Arthropoda; Insecta; Coleoptera; Coccinellidae. Gene Ontology annotation, cellular component: membrane.